Danio aesculapii is the source of this 7038-nucleotide messenger RNA. It is a transcript of the gene garnl3, whose product is annotated as GTPase activating Rap/RanGAP domain like 3. The record is from RefSeq and is a predicted model, not a curated record. Gene Ontology annotation, cellular component: cytoplasm. NCBI's taxonomy places the organism in Eukaryota, Metazoa, Chordata, Actinopteri, Cypriniformes, Danionidae. Gene Ontology annotation, biological process: regulation of small GTPase mediated signal transduction; activation of GTPase activity. Gene Ontology annotation, molecular function: GTPase activator activity.
UUUCUCCAAUAUUCUGGGUAGACAUUAGGACCGCGCAGACUCUACGGCUGGAGCGGUACAUUACUCCAGUGUACAUCCCCUAAACAACGGGGGAACGGGGGGAUCGACCCGGAGAUUUUUUUUCACCGACGACUUUUUGCACUUCUAAUCUGGAGGAACCGGAGUGAAUGGAGUUCACGAAUCCUUUCCUCAGCCCUGAGCACACUGAAUCCACUUGAAUCAAAUCUUCUCUGGCCACAGAAAGAGUGUGGCUCACUUUUAGGCUUUUUCCGUUUGAGGAGGACCCACUGUUGAUCUUGUAUCCCCCUCUCUCUUUGUGCGCCCUCCCGGUUCUCCAUUCGCCAGACGCGGAGCAGCAGAGCCGCAUCACCAUCCUCAUCAUCAUCAACGGCGCUCGCGCUGCUGCUUCUGUGUCUCUGCGCGUGCAGUCAGGACCCGUGCGACCCGCUAUCCCACCACCAUGAAUUCGGAUAUUAACAUGUACUUGGGACGAGAGAAAGCGGGAAUCAUGCGAAAGAGAGCCCUGCUACUCAGGAAGGGCUGCAGUUUCGAAAUAACGAGCUCAGCGUCAGAGGAUCUCGGGUGCAGGAGAGGAGAAUUCAGCCGGAAACACUAUGGAUCAGUUGAACUGCUCAUCUCCAGUGAUGCAGAUGGGGCCAUACAGAGAGCUGGCAGAUUCAGAGUGGAGAAUGGUUCAAUCGAUGAAAUCUCUGACUACACGCCUGGAACGUGGAGGAGAACUGAUGUCCAUCUGGAGAACCCAGAGUACCACACCAGAUGGUACUUCAAGUACUUCCUGGGAAAAGUUCAUCAAAACUACGUGGGCACAGAUGCAGAGAAGAACCCCUUCUUUCUGUCUGUGGUUCUGUCAGACCAGAACAACCAGAGAGUCCCUCAGUAUCGAGCCAUCCUCUGGCGCAAGACGGGUACUCUGAAAAUCAGCCUUCCAUACAGCCCAACAAAAACACUAUCAGUUAAAUCUAUAUUAAGUGCCAUGAAUGUGGAUCGUUUUGAGAAGGGCCCGAGGGAAAUCCUCAACCCAGAGAUUCAGAAGGACUUACUGGUGCUGGAGGAGCAAGAGGGAAGUGUUAACUUUAAAUUUGGUGUUCUUUAUGCCAAGGACGGACAGUUGACAGAUGAUGAAAUGUUCAGCAAUGAAAUGGGAAGCGAGACCUUUGAGAAAUUUCUGAAUCUCCUUGGUGAUACGAUCUGUCUACAGGGCUGGGCAGGGUAUCGAGGAGGACUGGACACUAAGAACGACACUACAGGAAUAAAUUCUAUCUACACAGUCUAUCAGGGUCAUGAGCUCAUGUUCCACGUUUCCACCAUGUUACCUUAUUCUAAAGAGAACAAGCAACAGGUAGAGAGGAAGAGACACAUUGGGAACGACAUCGUGACCAUCGUGUUUCAGGAGGGAGAUGACGCCUCGCCGUCCUUCAAACCCUCCAUGAUUCGCUCCCAUUUCACACAUAUUUUUGCCUUAGUUCGAUAUAAUAGCCAGAAUGAUAGUUAUAGGUUGAAGAUUUUCUCAGAGGAAAGUGUGCCACUGUUUGGUCCGCCUCUCCCUUCCCCUCCAGUGUUCACGGACCACCAGGAGUUCAGGGACUUUUUACUAGUUAAAUUAAUAAAUGGAGAAAAAGCCACUCUUGAGACCCCUACUUUUGCUCAGAAACGUCAGCGUACACUGGACAUGCUGAUCAGAUCCCUGUACCAGGAUCUCAUGCCUGACAUGCACAAGAACAUGCUGAACCGACGCUCAUUCAGCGAUGUGCUGCCAGAGUCACCUAAAUCCGCCCGGAAAAAAGAGGAGGCACGUCAGGCUGAGUUUGUUAGGGUGGGACAGGCCUUAAAGCUGAAAACUAUAGUUCGAGGCGAUGCGCCCACCAGUCUAGUCACCACUGGCCUUUGCAGGAAAGAGCCAUGGGAGUCACAGUCGUUCUGCAGCAGCUUCCCUUAUGAUAUAGUCUGUGGAGACUCAUGGGGUCAGUCAUUACUGGUCGCCACAGAUUCAGCAGGAGUCAUGCUGCUGGAGGCUUCAGAUCCGCUGUUCUCCAAUGCAGAUUCACCAACCCUGCCUCCGGUGCAGGUAUUUGACAAAACCUUGACCGUCAAACAAAUGCACGUGCUUGAACCUCAGGACCUCCUCAUUGCAAGAGCAGACAAAGGGAAGGAUGCUCGACUGUAUGUUUACAGACUGAGCACGCUCAAACGAGGGAUAGAAGAGCGACAGCUCGUCCGCACCAAGUAUGACAGUCGAGAGAACAAGCUUGAGAAAACCAAAGGCUGCCAUCUCUACUCCAUAAACACACAUCAUGGAGUGGAGCUCAGAAUUGUUGCGGCGAUAAGAAACAAGCUCCUUCUGAUCACCAGGAAACAGUCACGGCUCGAAUGCGUCAGCUCUAUCGCUACAGUCACAGGGAGCACAGACUCACCCGUGGAAGAGUUCCAGUACAUACGCGAAAUCUGCUUAUGUGACUCUCCGGUGGUGAUGGCCCUGGUUGACGGCCCGACAGGAGAGAAUGAUCACAUGAUUUGUGUGGCCUACAGACAUCAGUUUGACUUGAUCAACGAGAGCACAGGAGACGCCUACAGACUACACCAUGUAGACUCCAACCGGGUCAACUUUGUUGCUGCCAUAGACGUUUAUGAAGAUGGAGAGGCUGGACUUCUUCUUUGCUAUAACAAUAUCUGCGUCUAUAAGAAGGUGUGUCCGUUUAAUGGAGCCACACCCAUGAUUCAGCCCAACACUUCUGACUUCCAUUUCAGCUGGAACCAAAUGCCUAAUGCUACUGUGUGUGCUUUCCCGUAUAUACUCGCAUUCACCACAGACUCCAUAGAGAUCCGCCUUGUUGUUAAUGGAAACCUAGUAUAUACAGCUGUUGUCCCAGAAUUACAGUUGACUGCGUCAAGAUCUGAUAUCUAUUUCAUCUCCUCAGCGCCUAUAAACUCUGCCUCUAACUGUAGCUCCAGAGACACUAGUUCCCAGAGUUCCCCUCAGACGCCCACCGGCUAUGAGAUGCCCGUCUUCCCUUCACCGCUUGGAGAUGAUUGUAUUCGGAUCCCCUACGGCACCAAGCUUUCCCUCUACAUGUCUAAAGACUCUGAAGGUGAGACUCAAUCAAAACACAUCUAUAAGAUCCCUCUGAGUAACCUAGUUGGACGGAGCAUAGAGAGGCCCCUCAAGUCUCCUCUGGUCAAUAAAGUGCUCACGGCACCGGCCCCCAGCAUGACCGGCCCUGUGCCCAUGAUCGGCAGCACCACCUCCCUCUCGCUGUCUCGCAUGGAGAUCAAAGAAAUUGCCAGCCGCACACGAAAAGAGCUGCUGGGUUUGACUGAGGAACCCAGCAGUAAAGCAGAUGGCAACUCAGUGAAACAGAGAAGGAUGAGCAAAAACAAGGAGGAAGAGCAGAAGAGAACAGCAGAGAUCAGCAUAGCCGAGCAAGUGGGCAUGGAGUCUGUAGAUGGAGAAACCGACAUCCAACAGCUCUGUCCAUCUGGCUCAGAGGUGGAGGUACGAGAUGACAGUCCACCCACAGCCAACCCUUUCACCUUCUCCACAUCGUUUGAGGACGAUAUUUUGGACCUUAAGUGAUGACAAUCACAGUCUGUGGAUUAAAGUGCACCUCUCACCUUAUUCAUCCUCCUACCUUUUACUUUAUAUCAUUCUUCUCAUCGUGUGACGUCCAAUUUUGUCUUCUCCCUCAGUCUGUCCACUCAUCUGUGUGCAAAUCAAUCCCCAGCGUUUACAGUGUGGCGAUGUCAAAAUUCCCUCCUGGUGGAUGGAUGCAUGUGCGUGUGUGUGUGUAUUAUCCUGUUUAUGGGAAAGAUAGAAAUAAAACAAAUUAUUAGCAACCAUUUCAGAUUUCUGCUUAGAGUAAAAACAAAACUGACCAAAAAUGCUGAAAAUGCCGAAGAAUCUGAAUUGUGUUUGAUUUCAUUUCUAUUAUGGAUUAGAAACAUUCUCCUUCCACUUUAGGACAAAUUUGUAGCUUUGUAGCAAACUUGUAGCCAUAUGAACAGAAAUGGGAUAUUUAAACAAUAAACUGGCUUCAAAUGGUUUGAGCCAAGAUUUAAGGUCAAGGCAAAAUAUUACUUUUCUCUCCAAGACCUGAAUGUAAAAUUGACGCUCCUUACAUUUUUUAAUUCCUUAUUUUGUGUUUUUAAAUGUUUUCUAUGUUUGUGAUUUGUACAUUGUGUGAUUAUUUCAAAGUUGUAAAAAACUCUAUAUGCAUCUCGAACCAGGUGCACAUGAACAUACAAAUGUAAACAUACAAAUAUAUAUAUACACCUUUAUAGUUCUAUUGUAUUAUGAAGAAAUAAAACUCACUUCUUGUGUAUAUCAACGUUACGGUGUAACCUGCCUUCACUCUCACCACGCUUUUUAACCCUGACAUGCAAACCUUUGGCAGAAAGGCAGGAGUCUCCCACAAGUGCCAUUUUCUACUGCACCCAUCAACCACUAGAGCGCCCUCUAUCAGACAGACCAUGGAUUGCAUAUGUCAUGAGGCAGACGUUAACUAAAUCCAUUACAGAACAUGGUUUUCUACACCGCAUCUGCUGCUGUUUACUAUGUGUACAGUAUGAGCUUUAAUCCAUCAACAUCCACAUUCACGGGCACACAUUCUUAAAGUGCUGUUGCUUCUUGAAAAGGGCUCUGGAUCACCUGCAUGCCUCCCCUCCAUCCCACAACAAAAUAAAAGGGAUUUGAUAUAUUAACGGUUUAGAAUUAGGAAGCAGUAUCUUCUCAUAGAUUUGGUACAAACUGAAGGAAUUCUUUACGAUUUUAAGCCAGGGUCACUUAGAUUAGAUCUCAGACUCUGGGUUACACUGCAAAAAAAAACUCUUUAUCAGUAUCUUUGUCUUGUUUUCUCAUGAAAACUUUAAAUUAAGAUGAAAAUAUUUGAAAAAUUAAUCGUUUUUUGUAAACGUCAUUAAACCUAUUUUGCUUAAAGGAACACUACAACUUUUGUGGAACAUUAAAAGUCCGCUUAAACAGUUAAGUUUUUUAAGUCCAUUAAGUCGAUCUCUGGGUCUAGCGGGAGCAUUUUUAGCUUAGCUUAGCAUAGAUCAUUGAAUCGGAUUAGACCAUUAGCAUCUCACUUUAAAAAAGUUUUGAUAAAUUUCCUAUUUAAUGGCAGAUAUGGGCACAUGCAGCGCUGUUACCUAGUUAUCUAGCUGGGGAUUCUUUUCAUGUGCUGCAUAAUACUGAGCCAGCUGCAGCCAUGCUACAGCAGCAAAGUUCCUUGAUUAUUACAGCAGAAUGAGAGUAUAGUUCCUAGCCAUAUCGGCCUAGAUAAUAGUAACUUUUAAUACAUUUUUAGUCUUAGUACAUGAUGUAACUACAGAGGAGUCAAUCUUUAAAUAGAAAAAACUAUCAAAAUUCUACUGAUUGUUUUAAGUGUGACGCUAAUGGUCUUAUCUGAUUCAAUGAUCUAUGCUAAGCUAAGUUAAAAGUGUUCCUGGCAGACCCAAGUGUAUCUGUCUGCAGACUGCAAGAUAGGAGUGUAAGAUGAAGGGGCGUAACUUGCAGUUAUCGAGAUCCCAUUGAACCAUGCAAGAUGUCACAACGAGAUGUUGUUGGCAAGAUGGUGGAAAUACUUACCAGAGAACAUUUUCAACAAAUGUUUUUAUGAGUUUUCUCCAAAUUUAUCCACAACCAAUUCCUUUUUAUAUAUUAUUAUAUUAAUUCGUUUAGCAACUCCACUCAGUGACUUCUUCAUUCGUUUUGUCAUGAAAGUUAGCCAACUCCGGGUCGCCCCCUGUGGUCGCAAAUACCAGAAUGGCGAGCGUGUCAAGUAUAAAAAGCCUCUGCAACUCGCGGUUGUACGUUAAAAAAUGUGAUGGUUGGGUUAAGGGUUGGGGUAGUUGUAGACAUUAAUAAUUAUGAUGGUUGGGUUUAGGUUAAGGGAAGGUGUAGGCGUUAAUAAAAAUGAUGGUUGGGUUUAGGCUGGUGGUAGGAAUAGAUGGUUAGGUUUAGGUGUGGAGGCAUUAAUAACUGAUGUACAGCACCAUCUUGCUGACAACAUAGUCUUGACUUGGCUCCAUAACUUCAAAUUAUGCCUCUUACGUACUACAAGUUACGCCCCAAAGGCCCCUUUACGUUACGCCCCUGUCUUGCAGUCCGCAGACAGACCCAACUCAACAGACCCGGAGAUUGGCUGAAUGGAUUUAAAAAUUGUAAAACUCAACCAUUUUAACUCUAGGGGACUUAUAAAAUAAGUCUAUUUCUUAAAAAAAAAAAGAGAGAGAGUUCCUUUAAAACUAUCUAUUUAUCUCAUCUAUAGUAUAUACAUAAUUUCCCAAAAAAAUAUAAUUUCAGAAGAAAAAAAAUACAAAAACCUGGGGGUAAAAAAGGAUUUUUUGUAGUGUAAUAAGAGGAGAAUAUAGAUUUUGCUGUUUACAGUUCAAACUCAGAGAUGUUUAAAAACUGUCAUCAAAGUGACACCAGAACACAAGAGCCUCAGGAACAGCACAAGAGGAGGUGUAAGUAUAAAGCGCUUCGCUGAUUGCAUGUCGCUCCACGCUAAACCUUUUUCACUUCAUUGUGACUCACUCAACACUAGUAGCAGUCUGGACUAAAAAGGGAAAAAUUGGGAAUAUUUUUGUAAAUGAAAAGUUUUAAAUAUUAUUUAUUUGCCAUCUGUUGUUCUUUGAUGAGAAUAGAUGUGCAAGAGAUUGAUGGAAUAUAUUUUUUCUGUUGGCAUACUGUCUGUUGUUGUCUUCCCCAUCCCUCUGUUUACUCUCCUGAUUGUUUUUUGCAGUGGUUUUUGUAUCUAUAUCAAUAUUACCUGUUUAGACUGUUGCAGGAAGUCUGUGAUAUCAGAAAUUAAACAAAAACAAAUAAAAAAAACACCAAGUGUCUUAAAAUAUUGUAUUGCCAUUGUUUUUAACGCCAAGUACUACUUGUAAAUGUUUGUGUUUCAGAUGUGGCCUCAAAAUCUACUACUAUUAUUAUUAUUAUAGCAUUUAUUUGAAAGUGCUGUAGCCCACUGCUGUAGUUAAUAUUGUUGAUAUGAAAUAAAUAUUUAUGAAAUUUGA